Molecule: messenger RNA, 1769 nt
Organism: Suillus plorans
Lineage: Eukaryota; Fungi; Basidiomycota; Agaricomycetes; Boletales; Suillaceae
Exons: 8
Coding region: 19-1632 (537 amino acids)
Cellular component (GO): nucleus
Molecular function (GO): protein binding
Source: RefSeq, a predicted model, not a curated record
AUACCAGAAAAUGUGGAGAUGCGGGUAUCAGAAAUAUCAGGCAGAGGCUUAUGGGCCAGGAAUUUAAUCAAAGCUGGUUCUGUUAUUAUAUCACUAAGGCCGUAUUCAUUUGCACUAGCUAGCCGGUAUCUGGACUCGCAUUGCUCCUCUUGUGUUGCCACGUCAAACUCGGGAUUGUUGAGGUGUACCAGAUGCCGCACAGUUCGGUAUUGUAACACAACGUGUCAGACAAAUGACUGGUCGCUUCAUCGACUCGAAUGUUCUGCAUUGACGAAAUGGGCCAAGUCAGCACCAUCGAAAAACUUGUCUGUUCCAAGUGAUGCUGUCAGGUGCCUGGGUAGAAUUUUGUGGCAAAAACAGAAGGAAGGGUUUGAUAGUAGUUGGUCAAAGGAAAUUGAUGCAUUACAGUCUCAUCGACAUUCUUUGGAACCUCAUGUCGUUGAAAAUAAUACCCACCUUGCCCACUCUCUGGUUCGAUAUCUUGGCUUGUCUUCUCCUGGAGAUUUAUCGGAGUUUGGCAUUUUAUCUGCGGGCGACUUUGCUGAUUUAAUUUCAAGAUUUGUGACGAAUACUUUCGCAUUAACUUCACCCUCGUUGACACCAGUGGGGGUGUCGGUCUCGCCGCUUGUUGCGCUUUUCAACCAUUCUUGUGAUCCCGGUGCAGUCAUAGUUUUUCCUCGAUCUUCUCGAAAUCCCGCGGAGGAGCCGCAGAUGCAAGUAAUUGCGCUCAGAGACAUUUCACCCAAUGAGGAGGCGAGUAUAGACCACUUACUCGAAGCGCUCUCACUAACCAGCGAUCGCUGUCAGAUUCUGACAUCCUACAUCGACACCACCCUGCCUCGUUCUCUAAGACAGGCUGCGUUGAAGGAGACAUAUGACUUCACAUGCCAGUGUGAACUAUGCCAUGACGACAAUAUAAUAGACCCUCGUGAGUCCAUAUGGUGUCCAAAGUCAUGUGGAGGGAUGUGCCCUGCGCCCAGUGACGAAAGCGAGCCAUGCCAAUGCGUGAAAUGCCGCGCAGUUGUAGCUACACCUACAUUUAUCACGGACGCUCUUCAUAUUGGACAAGAAGCAUUGGCGAAGGCAACUUCCAUUCAAGAUACAGAUCAUGAUAAGGCCUUACAGCUGACGACCAAUAUUAUUCCGAGACUUGUGUCUGCCGGCCUGACGCCAUCUUGUCACCCGUUAUUGCCCUUGAUCGGACUCCAUAAAUCACUUCUCUUGUCUUCGCUGUCGGCGGACAUGGCACAAGAACUGCUGGACGAGACGAUCCGUAUCGCAGCUAAGCACUAUAUGGGGCUAUCCGCCAUUCUCCGUGAUGGCCACCCUGUACGUGCCGUCGCCCUCGCAGAGCUCGGGAAGCUUUUGGCCGUUGAUGAACCCUGCCCGGUCACAUCACCACCCACGAAUAUCGCCUCCCUACCGUCCGGCCCCGCGCGACUCAAAGCUGCAUACGAAACACUAGUGCGUGCGAGACAUGAACUGAUGAUCGGUUUUGGCAGAAACAACGACGGCGGUGAGCUCGGAAGAAAUAUUCGCGAAACAGUGGUGUCGUUGGAGAAGGAACUUGGGGUGUGGACACAAGGCAUACACAACACUCUUCAAGACUUGCUAAACUCCUCGCGAAAAUGAAUAACAAUUGAGGCUUUGAGUGCGCUCUUGUUGAUUUCAUAUAUGAUGCCUGUCAAUGCACUAUCUCGGGUCGAUAAGCUCUCUAAUAAUUAGCUCUUAAAGUCCCUUGGCUGGAUCCAUAAUAGUGGCGUCAUGAU